AUGGCUCAUGUUACUGACACCGAAAGGGAACACUACAACUGUGAAGAUCUGGAUCUUAUCACUUCAGCUAGAGAUGCCAUUAGUGUAAUGGUGGAAUCCAUACAGAAAGACCUUAAAGAAGUUCCUUCCUUGUCAUUCAAUUGCAGCAUAUACAGAGUUCCCAAGCUGCUGCGCAAAAUAAAACCCGAAGCCUACACACCUCACAUGGUCUCCAUCGGCCCUUAUCAUCGCUACAAGAAGCACUUACAACCCAUGGAAGCACAUAAGUUGCGGUAUCUAAAUGAUCAUCUAAGCCGGGAAUCUUCUUCGCCAUCAACUUUGGCCAAUUAUGUUAAGGCUAUGACAGAAUUGGAAGACAGAACUCGGCAAUGUUACUCAGAAAUGAUUCAACUCAAAUCUGAUGAUGAAUUUGUGAAAAUGAUGUUAAUUGAUGGCUGCUUCAUUCUUGAGCUCAUUCUCAGGACUAAAUUAGAUAAGUCCAGACACCGCGGCAAUGAUCUGAUAUUGAAUGCAACAUGGUUGCUUCAUGUUAUAAAACGUGACCUAAUUCUACUAGAAAAUCAACUUCCCUUCUUUGUUCUUGAGUGUCUAUACAACCUAUUCACAAAGAAUUCUUCUGAUUCUAAUAAACUUUGUCCAGUACUCACCUUCAGUGAUCAUGCCCAUCAUUUCUUCGGAGAUUUUGUUCCUACACAACCCCAAAGCAUUAACCACGAAAGUCUUCAAUGUCGUCCACGGUUUUUUGAUGUAGCCAAGAAGAAUGUCUCUGAUUUUUUCUGUGUCACAAGGAAGAAAGAUCAAGUAAAGUUAAGACACUUUAGUGUAAUCGUAACAAAUCAAGAGUUUGCUCCUCAUCCCCUUGGGGAAGAAAAGUUAGAAGCCACUCCUGCUCCUCAUCCUCUUGGGAAAAAAAAGUUAGAAGCUACUCCUCCUCCAAAGGAUAAAGGAAUAGCAGUGGAACCAAACCAUUUGCUUGAUUUUGUACGAGAAUUGCUACUCCGAACAUCUUCAAUGACAGCACCAACGCAAGGGAGUUAUGGAAAAUUUGCAUUCACCCGUAGCGCAACAGAGCUCAAUGAGGCCAAUGUCAAGUUCAAGAAAGUCCCAACGACAUGUUUGAUGGACAUAACAUUCAGAAAUGGAGUUCUGAAAAUUCCAACCAUGAAAAUUGAAGACCGGACAGAGUUUCUGCUUCGAAAUCUCAUUGCCUUUGAGCAGUCUCAUGAUGAAUAUCCUAAUGAUAUCACAGCUUAUGCUGCCUUCAUUGACUGCCUCAUCGAUUCUCCCAAGGAUGUCGAGUUGCUUCAGGAGAAGGGAAUUAUUGACAACUUUCUUGGCCACCCAGAAGAAGUGGCUUCCUUAUUCAAUGGUCUUCUCAAAGAGGUUAUUAUAACUGAUGAUAAUUUUUAUUUCUCUGGUGUUUGCCGUGAAUUGGAGAAACAUUACAAGCUCCCAUGGCACAAAUGGAAGGCAAGUUUGAUGCUCAACUAUUUUAACACUCCAUGGACAUUCAUUUCAUUCCUUGCUGCACUAUUUCUCCUCAUAUUAACUGUGGUGCAGACCAUUUGUUCCAUCCUACAAGUGAAAUGA
Molecule: messenger RNA, 1590 nt
Organism: Telopea speciosissima
Lineage: Eukaryota; Viridiplantae; Streptophyta; Magnoliopsida; Proteales; Proteaceae
Product: UPF0481 protein At3g47200-like
Exons: 1
Coding region: 1-1590 (529 amino acids)
Source: RefSeq, a predicted model, not a curated record